UUUAUUGCAUUUUAGAAAAAGGUGUUGAAGCUUGUAAAGAAAUUAUAUUGAGUGCAAAUUCUCAUGAUGGUCCUAUGAAACUUUCUAUUCCAUUGGAUCCUGUAAUUUUGCAGGGAUCAAAAAUGCAUACACUUGCAGCCAGAAAACUUAUUCAAGACCUUGAAGAUGGAACUUCAUUUAUUCAUAAGCAUCCAAGAAAUAAGGAGAAAAAUAUACCAAACUCACUUAUUCGUGAACAAAUUAUAAAAUUAGAUAAUAAGUUAAUAGCUGAGGCCAAAAGUUUACCAGCCCAAAGAAUAGUUCCAGUUAUUGCUGAUUCUUUAAUUCGUUCUCAUUCAAUUCCUAUGUCAAAAAGUAAA
Messenger RNA from Racocetra fulgida, 359 nucleotides. Lineage: Eukaryota; Fungi; Glomeromycota; Glomeromycetes; Diversisporales; Gigasporaceae. The record is from the annotation of a GenBank genome assembly.